UCUGAAGUUACACUUGAAUGCCUCUGGUGAGCCGAUCUGGACGUGAUGAGAAGAAUGAAGAGAAUGACAGUUAGGAAUACAGUUAGAAAAUUUAGUUUUAUAUGAAAAGGAGCCGCCGCAAACCAACUCAGCCUUAGUUACCAGCCAUUGUCCUCGGUCUCCAACAACAUGAAGGCAGAGGACAAACUUCAGAUCCUGGAAUUCCUUUUGAUGCUGGUCAACUCCUUGUUUGUGUUACGUACAGAUAAGCCAACUGAAGCCAGUGGAGGAAUCUAAAGUGACAUCUGGUCAAUGGCAGAAACGUUUGCACUGACUGCGUUUCAGAAUGUUGGGCUAAUAUGGCUUUUAUUAGUUUUAUGGUUUAUGGUUCUGCCAAUUAGACGUCAAUUUAAAAACAUACUGCACAUUUUUCCUCAUUACUGGACACAUAAUAUACAUCAAUAUUCUCCACAGAUCAUCGGUAUCAGCCUUUUUGGAUGUUCUACAUGGAUCUUAUUUGACAAAAGCAACUUUAUAACUGUUUUAAACAACGAAGAUGUCAAGGUGGUGGCUGGAGGGCUCUUUGUUAUCGGCCUGGUGGUCUUGGCUGUCUCCAUGUUGGGCUACUUUGGCUCUUACUUAGAAAACAGAUGUUUAAUAGCAUUCUACAUGGGCUUCUUAAUUGCCAUUAUUUUGGGUCAAGUUUUCAUCACCUUCCUUCUGCUGCUAAGAAGGAAUCGGAUGGAAGUGGUUUUGAAUGAGACUAUAGAUGGCUGGAUCACUGAGUACGGCCCAAACAGCACACAAACAAUACGGCGGCUUCUGGACGGCGUGCAGCAGUCUGCGAAAUGCUGUGGCAGACAGAACAUCAGCGACUGGCAGACAAACAUACUUAUUCAGAAUUAUUCGGACCCGAAUACAGAACACAUUUACCCGUGCUCCUGCUUCAAUGGUAGCUGCCCCGCAAUCCCAACCGAUGAGAUGUACCUGUUUGGAAAGAGUUCGGAAUCUACUGAAAUCUACGUGACGGGCUGUGGAAAGAAAAUAGAUGACUGGCUCCAGAUGAAUAUACUUGUGAUAGUGGGCAUGGACAUUGGACUCCUGGUCAUUCAGAUUCUGCAGUUUGCCUUGGGAGUUCACAUCUACCAGAACAUUGGUAUUAAGAUUAAAGCUCAACACUCCAAGAAGCUCCUGGAGGACAACGCUGCACCAGAACCUCACCUUCAUCACAGUGAUCAGUCUGGCAGUCACACUUAUGACCAGCAGCCUCCGACUACUAACAAUCAGGAAUAUGCUGGACAGAUUUAUCCAUAUGAUCAACAGAACCAACACUAUCAUGACCCCCAGGCCAGUGGCCACCCCUGUGACCAGCAACAUAAUGCGUAUGCUCCAGUUGAUUCUGGACAAGUUUAUGAUCAGCAUCAGUACCAACAUUACAAAUGCCACCUUGACCCAGAAUCCACCGGUCACAUCUAUGACCACAGACAAGACAAUGCUUAUGACCAAGAAUACACUGGUCAGAGUUCUGACCGGUAUGCAGAUCAAUAUAACCAAUUUGGCAAUGAUCAGUACUCCCCACAGGCCUAUAGCGGCAAUUAUAACCAAGGUUACGUUCAGGAUUAUGACUCCAGGAAUAACUAUGACUGUUACUAGUUAUAAACCCUGAGGCUUAUUCUAUAAGCUCUGAUCAAGUUGUUAAUUUGAGAAAUGCCAAAUUGAUUACUUUAUUGUUUUAUGACAUUUUGUGCUCAAUCACCAUAAAUCAUCAGCUCAUGGCAUUUUAGUUAUCUUGGAAGAGGUCCAGGAUCGCACCUGUCAUUCCAGUUCACUCAGAUCUCUCAUACAAGGUAGGCAAUAGGAGAUCCUUCAGAAACACACGUAGAACCGCCUGAAACAGGUUCAUGCAUCAAGGUGCAGAAUACAAAAAUAACAGGAGAAAUCUUCUUUAACUCAUUCCUUUAUUUUCUCUAUAUAACAACAAGUCAUUAGUUUACACAUACUGUAAUAGCUUGAUGAUAGAAAGUACAUAAAUCUGGUAAUUAGUGGGGUAAAAAAACAGUUCAGGCAGCACUUUGGAUCCAGCUUGAAAGUAUCUUAAAGGGGAACUGCGCUGUUUUUUUAUGUCUACAAAAAUAGUUAAGAUGUAAACCAAGUUAUUCAGGGUGGUUUAACGUGAAACACUCUGUUCUAGACAAAGGUACAGAGUCAGGAUUGUUCACACUGGUGGUGACUGGAACCAGAUGCCCAUCUUUUCAAGCACUCCACCUCAGGUGGAGAGAUACAUUCAAAAUACUCCUCAAAGAAAACUUUUUUAGCAUUGCAUGCAUAUUCACUACCAUGAACCAUAUUAUAUUAAACCAGUCUGAAUGGUUUUGUUUACAUCUCAGUGAUUUAUGUAGUAAUUUUGGUGGAAUUUCCUGUUUUAAAGGAAACCUCCCGCUUUAAAAGGUAGUUUGCUAAACAAUGAAUAAAACUACAGAGAAUAACCUUCUAUGGAUGCACAGCUAUGGACAUUAAAAUGAAUUUUACAGUAAAACACAAUCGGUAAGAUAAAUACUGUAGAAAGUCAAGUUUCACAGAAAAUAAAUACUGUCCAUUGUGAAAGUUAAAGUAGAUACAGUUGAUAAUGGUUGAUACAAAAAAGUCAAAUGUGCCACACAACUGUCAAGUUUACACCUUCUCCACUUCUACUGGGAGUGAAUAAAUAAAUGGAACUUCAGCCACCAAAAA
This is a messenger RNA of Pygocentrus nattereri (red-bellied piranha), 2709 nucleotides long. Its product is annotated as CD82 antigen. The coding region runs from base 292 to 1632 and encodes 446 amino acids. Lineage: Eukaryota; Metazoa; Chordata; Actinopteri; Characiformes; Serrasalmidae. The record is from RefSeq and is a predicted model, not a curated record. Gene Ontology annotation, cellular component: membrane. The transcript has 9 exons.